Messenger RNA from Xenia sp. Carnegie-2017, 1606 nucleotides. Its product is annotated as 46 kDa FK506-binding nuclear protein-like. Bases 121 to 942 code for a protein of 273 amino acids. The transcript is spliced from 3 exons. The record is from RefSeq and is a predicted model, not a curated record. Lineage: Eukaryota; Metazoa; Cnidaria; Anthozoa; Malacalcyonacea; Xeniidae.
GUACAGUGAUCUAUGAAAACAUGGAGUAUGCAUGGCUACAACCGAUUAACCGUCAAUACAGAGAAAAGAGACCUAUAAAAUAUUGAAAAACUUUGGUUAUUAUUUAUAUCAUUCACUGAUAUGUUUUGGGGUAUCUCUUUGGAAGUUGGAAAAAAAUAUAGUCAAACUGUGGAAAAGUCUUUCCACAUUUCUAUGGCUGCUGUAAAGCCAAUGAACCAAGGGAAAGGCCCUGUUACUGUUAUGGUAGAGGUAGAUAAAGCAUGUUAUCCAUUGUGUACCUUACAACCUUCCAACAUCCCUCAGCAAGCCUUGGAUUACAAAUUUACUGAAGGCGAAGAGGUGCUGUUUUACACAGAAGGAGACUUAGAUGUACAUUUAACAGGUUAUCUCAUUGAUGAGCCAAGUAUGUUUGAGUACAACAGUGAAGGUGAUGACAGCGAUGUCUCUAAAACAAGUGCUGUUUGCUCAGACAACGAAAAUAAUGUUAAGAAAAAGAAGAAAAGGAAGAAAUCCGGAUCCUCUGAAGAUUCACUUAAAGAUCUGAUUUCUGAAAUUGAAGGCCUUAAUGAAGAGAUUAAGAAUCCUGUUGAUUUUUGGUUAGAACAGUCAGGAGAAGGUAAAAAGAGAAAAGUCAAUCCUAAAAAGACUUCCGAUGAACCUGUUGCAAAUAAACUUGGGGUGUUACUUGAUACAUUGGAUGUUGAAGAAUCAUCUGAUGAUGCCGACUGGGUUCCUGGAUGUAAACUCAAGAAACAAGAAAAUACAAAGAAAAGACAAACUACUAACACAAGCAUGAUUGAUGAGAGCAAUGACAACACCACCAGCUCAGCUAAUCUUAGUUCUUCCAAAUCCGAGCGUGGAAAGUUAAAGCAAAAAAAAGCUAAAAAAUCCAAAGUGAAUGCUAGAAAAUCAGUGUCCAGCUCCAAUAACGUUAAUCUGUAAUUUUCAUAAAAACUUUGUAUAUAAAAAGUAUUAGUUGCUUUUCAAAUUAGUUGUGAGAAAUAGAAUAAUGCAACUUCAGAGGAAAAAUUAGCAGAGUCGUUUUGUUCAGCUAAUUUUCCUAUUAUGAUGAAACAGAUAUAUUGAAAUACCAUAUUUAUACAACAAAGUAAUUUUCUGCAUGCUUGAGAUCGCCAAUAUUUUUUUAAAUUUUGAGAUUUGAGGAAAUUUGGGAGAUUACAGUACGUAUUCUUUUCAAGGCAUUAAAGACUAAAUUGAGGAAUUGCUUAAACCAUUGUUGAAAUCCAGAACUUUAUCAUCUUUUAUUCUUUUAAUUGACGUUCUAAUGCACAAGACGUUUGUAAUACUCCCACAAUUUGCCCUUCAUUUGAUACUUUACGUAAACUGUUCAUUGAAGCCAUUUUCUUCAAAUCUCAGAACAGUAUCUUGGCGCUAAUACCAAAGCAACUUGCAUCUCUAUUUGUUUUAGAGUAAUUUUCUUUUUAUGAAAUGUUUCCCUGUAAUAAUGCUUUGUGUAUCUUCAUUGGAUAGAGUACGUUCUUCGUUGAAUUUUUGCAUGUUUAAGUUUUCAUUCUUACAAAAACCUACAUAAACUGUAAUGACUAGUUGAAAUCUCAGGAAAUAUAUUUUUAUCUGAUUUCUUUCA